Messenger RNA from Acanthochromis polyacanthus (spiny chromis), 1385 nucleotides. RefSeq names its product leucine-rich repeat and IQ domain-containing protein 1-like. The record is from RefSeq and is a predicted model, not a curated record. Lineage: Eukaryota; Metazoa; Chordata; Actinopteri; Pomacentridae.
AAGGAGGAAGAGAAAGAAGAAUGAGAAGAAAGAGGAGGAUGAAACAAUAAAUAGGGAUGACAAGAUGAAUAUGAUGGAGGAAGAAGAAAUGCAGCUUAAGGCUGAGCAAAGAUUCAUGGAGCUAGAGAAGGAAAUGAGGAUGAGGAAGAGGGGAGAAUGACUGAGGUGCUUGAGGUGUUGAUGAAGCAGAGGGAGAAAAAGGGAAAGAGAUGAAGAGAGAAAAUGAUGAGGAAAGACGAAAGCCAGAGGUCCAAGGGAAAAUGAUGGAUGGACAGAUAAGAAGAAAGGAAAUGGGAACUAGGAGAAUACAAAUGCAACUAAAUAGAGAUGAAGAAAAGAAAAAGGAUGAGGAGCUGAGACAUAGUUUGGAAAAUAAAGAUAUUACAAGGAAUGAAGAGGAGAAAAAAACUAAAGAGGAGGAGCUGAUUGAAAGGCAGGAGGAAGAUAUGAGGAGAUAUGAGAAAGAUGAAGAGUAUAGAGAUACAAAGGAAAAAAUAAGAUCCGAACAAGAAAUGGAAGGAAAUAUUGAAUAUGAAGCAGACAACAGACUAAAGGAGCAAACACAGAAACAAAAGGAUAAAGAGAGAAUGCAGGAAGAGGUGAAGAAACGCCAAGAGAAGGAUGAUAUGGGAAUAAAGGAGGGUGAAGCAAGAAAUAAACAAACAGACAACAGGCAUAAUUUGGAUAUGGUGAAAGAAAACAUAAAAAUGGAAGAAAGGAUACUGAAAGAAGAGGGAGAAAGCUUGAACUCUCAAAAUGAAAAUACAGGAAGCACUGAAGACUCCAUGACUUCCCAGCUAGGAGGCAACACCACACUUACCUCCUCAAGCUCUGCUCCUUUACCCAGUGAAUUCACAGCCAGGCCCACCAGCUCUGUAGCAGCGAAUCAACAUGACCCACAAAGGAACAUCAGUCAGAUUUCCUUACAUAAAACUAUUGCUUCAACCAGAUCCAGCAGGCAAUCCUGGGACUUCUUCCUGCCAUUACCAACCUGCCUGCCAGAACACACAGAGCAGAAGAUGCUGUUGUGGAUGAAGAACUGCAUCUCGUGGUCGAAACUGUCCCUUCAGAACAGGAGGAAAGAGAAGGGGUCUACCUGGAGUCGUAGAGGGCUGAGGAGGGCAGCUGAGGCCAGUAGUCUGCCUCCUCUCUGCCCACACACUCUGCUUCAGUCCACAGGCUGGAAAUCACUGCAUGAGGUAACCAUGAUGACCUUGGAGGACCUGCCUGGAUGUAACUUGUCCACUCUUGUCCAGUGUACUCAACUUCGGUCCCUCACUCUCCGACGCUGUGGCCUGAAAUCCUGGAAGGCAUCAGUCAGUUACAAGAGCUCUGCUUACAUUGAUCUACAGGUGAAUAGAGAGUCAAAGCUGAAUCUGUUCUGA